Molecule: messenger RNA, 525 nt
Organism: Lodderomyces jiufengensis
Lineage: Eukaryota; Fungi; Ascomycota; Pichiomycetes; Serinales; Debaryomycetaceae
Exons: 2
Coding region: 1-525 (174 amino acids)
Source: RefSeq, a predicted model, not a curated record
AUGAAUUGUUUGUUCGUCGGUUUUGAUUUCAAUUAUUAUCAUUUUGAUGCUGAAAUUUUUGAAAAUAAGGUUUUGAUUGGAGCAAUCAGUUGUGAUGGUGUAUUUGAUACUAAAUUAUUAGAUUAUGGUUCAGAAAAAAGUAUUGGUGGUGCUUUAGAUGAUUUAUUUUGGGCUCAAUUUAAAACAUUUUGUAUAAAAUUAUUGGAAAAAGUAAAGAUAGUUGGUUCUUUUAAAACAUUCUGGCUAGUUAUGAAUAUAAAUCCUAUGAUUGAAGAUCCAGAAUUUCAUCAAGAACUUAGUAACAGAGGUUUUAAUUGCUUAUGGUUGCCAAGUUUUAUGAAAGAGUUUAAUCCUAUUAAUGAUUUUUGGUCUUUGAUGAAUCGGUAUAGUCUCAGAAAUUCCAAGCUGAAUGAUCCAAAAAUUAUUAUAAUGGAAGUGAUACAAUCUAUACCAAAAGAAGAAGUUUUAGGUAAAAUCAAGAAUGUUGAGAUGGACCUUUUUAGUCAUUUGGAUCCUGAUAUUUAA